CUUUAAUAAAAUAAAUACGGGCUCGUAGUUCUUUCUUGUCGGACACGAAGAAUAGUUGAAAUAUGUUCAAAUCGCGGAAUGGAGAAGGCUUGAAAGAGGAGGAAGAAAAAUUUUCUCUGUCGGCUAACCUUAACACUCAGAAGCGUCUCGCUGCCUCCGUCCUCAAGUGCGGUCAGCGCAAGGUCUGGCUCGACCCUAACGAGACCACCGAGAUCGCCCAGGCUAACUCUCGCCAGAACAUCCGCAAGCUUAAGCCCCAGGCUGCUGCCUCCCGCUUCCGCGCUCGCGAGCACGCCGCCGCCAAGCGCCUCGGUCGCCACUCCGGCUUUGGUAAGCGCCACGGUACCGCCGAGGCCCGCAUGCCGACCUCCGUCCUGUGGAUGCGCCGCAUGCGCGUCCUGCGUAGCCUCCUGCGCAAGUACCGCGAGCAGGGCAAGAUCGACCGCCAUAUGUACCACACCCUGUACAUGAAGUCCAAGGGUAACGGUUUCAAGAACAAGCGUGUGCUCAUGGAGUACAUCCACAAGGCCAAGGCUGAGAACACCCGUACUCAGAUCCUCAAGGACCAGGCUGAGGCCCACCGUCUGCGCAACAAGGCUGCUCGCGAGCGUCGUGCUCAGCGUGUCGCUGCCAAGCGCGAUGCUCUUAUCUCGGGCGAGUAAAUUUUAUCAUUUUUUGUGGAAUAUACACGCUAGAGGUGGGGAGACUCUAUGGGAAAGCAAGCGGUUAAAAAAAGGACAAGAUCUUGUACUUUUUCUUUGGUUGAUAGCUUUAAAUUUAAAUGUAAACGGGUCCUGUUUCUGUUUUAUCCGUUUAAUGUGGUUAGUGUAUCAGGAAUGAAGGAAGGUUACUUGUAUUUUGUAUGUAUCUUUUUCUUGCUUUAUUUCUUUCGUGUUGCUGUUUUACAACUUUUAUUGGAAACAUAAACCCCCCCAGCAUUGGAUUUUAUAUUUAUUAAAACAGCAAGCAAGAAAGGAAAUACUUUAUAUUUCUACAUUUGACUAUAUC
Molecule: messenger RNA, 1008 nt
Organism: Kickxella alabastrina
Lineage: Eukaryota; Fungi; Kickxellomycota; Kickxellomycetes; Kickxellales; Kickxellaceae
Product: 60S ribosomal protein L19
Exons: 5
Coding region: 63-662 (199 amino acids)
Biological process (GO): translation
Cellular component (GO): cytosolic large ribosomal subunit; ribosome
Molecular function (GO): structural constituent of ribosome; RNA binding
Source: RefSeq, a predicted model, not a curated record